GGGUACCGCCGCAGCAUCACCACCACCUCCAUCCAGGGGCGGAAGGGGAGGGCUGCGGGGGACAAGCUGAAUGAAUGGGCAUCGCCUCGGUGCCGCCGGAGCCUCCGCAUAGGGGAGGGGGGCCGGGGCCGGGCCGAUCCGAGCCGGGCCCCCCCGCCGGGGCGCUGCGAGCAGCGGGGGCUGCCCCGCCGCGGGACCGGCCCGGGCACCGCCGCCUCCUGCCGCCCGGCCAGCCCAAGGAGCCCGGUGAGCACGGUCACAGAGCUGCCACCUGGCUCUGCCCACCCUCCAGCCAGCACAUGGACCACCAGCGUCAUCCAGUUCGCGAAUGACUGCAGCGUCCUGCAGAAGAGCCGCCUCGGAGUGCAGCGUCUGGACUGUCUUCAUGAAGGACAUCUCUGGAGCCUGGAGGGACACAAGGUGCACAGGAUACUGAAUCUGGUCUAGUCGCCAAGCCCAGCAAGCUGUGAGAGGUGCAGAGAAGUCUGCGGGGAUCAGGGUCGGCGCUCCUGCAAGGGCUCUGCCACACCGUCCCUGAGCGAUGCUCUAGGAAACACCGGGACCAUGAAGGGCUUAGGAGAUAACAGAAGCCGCCACCUCUCCGAGAACCUGGACUCCCCUCAAGACUCUCUUUAUGCCCCCCAGGACAGGAACCCUUAUCUCCUCAGCCCAACUGACUCCUUCACCAUGGACCCCCGAUUCCCAGCCCAGAAUACCCUCCAUGGCGACUGUCUCCUUCCACUCAACAACCAGAUCUCCAACAGCAGCACUUUCCCCCGCAUCCAUUACAACUCCCACUUUGAGGUCCCAGAUGACAACCCUUUUCCAAGCCAUGCCCAAGCCACUAAAAUCAAUCGCCUGCCUGCAAACCUCCUUGACCAGUUUGAGAAGCAGCUGCCCAUCCACAGAGACGGCUUCAGCACCCUCCAGUUUCAGAGGAGCGAUGCAAAGCACCGGAGCGAGAGCCCUGGGCGCAUCCGGCACCUUGUCCACUCUGUCCAGAAGCUGUUCGCCAAGUCCCAGUCUCUGGAGGGACCCACCAAAGGCAACAUGAAUGGCAAGAAGGGGGCAGAUGACGCCAAGCAAAACCGGAGGAGCAAGAGCAAAGACCGAGCGAAGACCUCCGAGCCCAAACGCAGGACCAGAUCCAACAUAUCAGGCUGGUGGAGCUCAGACGACAACUUAGACAGCGAUACUUGCAGCUACCGCAACCCAAUGGGCCUCAUGACACUGGGCCGGCAGCCAGACCACAGCCAGCCGAAGUAUUUCAUGCACGCUUACAACACCAUCAGCGAGCACAUGCUGAAAUCCUCCAAGAGCAAUAACGACCUCAAGGUCACCCCUUGCACCAAUAUCCCCAUCAACAAUGACUCCAACUACAUUAAGAGGGGCUCCUGGUCCACACUGACACUCAGCCAUGCUCGGGAAAUGUGCCAGAAGGCCUCCGCCACGAUCGACAAAGCCUUGCUGAAGUCCAAGUCCUGCCAUCAAGACUUGGCCUACCACUACCUGCAGCCUGACGGAGGGCUGUGGGCACAGCUGGGUGGCGUGACCCCGGCCAGCAGCUGGGCAUCCCCACCGCUCGGCUGGGAGGACACGGGUGCCACCCCGCUGCAGCCAAGCGAGCCCCCGCGGAGGUGGGACGAGCCCCUCAGCCCCGGGCCAACCGACGCAGGCAGCAGCCAGGUGCCUCAGGGGGAGUGGAACAAUACGCUGUCUCGGGACAAAGACAGUGAGAUCCCGUGCCGGCGCAUGCGGAGCGGGAGUUACAUCAAAGCCAUGGGGGAUGAUGACAGCGAAGACUCAGAAACCAGCCCCAAACCAUCCCCAAAAACUGCAGCUCGGAGGCAGAGUUACCUCAAGGCCACACAACAGUCCCUGAGUGAGCAGAGCACCACCCAAAGGAGCCUGGACCGCCUGGACUCUGUCGAGAUCCUCCUACCUCCGAAGUUCCCAACCUGGGAGGAAGAAUACAACCAGAUCUCCGACAGUGUCAACGAGUCCAGUUGCAUCAACCAGAUCUUUGGACCCCCCUCACUUAUCCCUCAGAUAUUUACCCAUGGAGAGCAGGCACCCGAGCCGGAGCUGGGGGAGCAGUUCGAGGCGGCCUGUGACUCUACCUACAGCGAGGCCGAGUCGGCCGCCGCGGAGGUGCUGGACCUGCCUCUGCCCAGCUAUUUCCGCUCCCGGAGCCACAGCUACCUCCGAGCCAUCCAGGCAGGCUGCUCCCAGGAAGAGGACACGGGUUCCAUCCGCUCCAUCUCCCCUCCGCCGGCCGGCAGCCUCAGCGGCAGCAGGACUCUGCCCACCAACAGCAGUUCAUCAUGCCUAGUGGCAUAUAAAAAGACUCCACCUCCUGUCCCACCUCGGACCACAUCCAAGCCGUUCAUCUCUGUCACUGUGCAGAGCAGCACUGAAUCGGCGCAGGACACCUACCUGGACAGCCAAGACCACAAGAGUGAGGUGACCAGCCAGUCAGGACUCAGCAAUUCCUCAGACAGCUUGGACAGCACCAGGACACCCAGCGUGACAAGAGGAAGUGUUGUGACUCCAGCGAGAGACACUCCAGAGUUACCCCAGAAAAAUGCAACUUUGAAAAGCGACAAAGGGACUCUGACGAGCGAAGAGCCGAAAGUGGAGAAUAUCCCCAAAAGAAAGCUGUCGUCUAUAGGAAUACAAGUUGACUGCCUUCAGCCAGUGGCAAAAGAGGAGCCUCCUCCACCAGUCACCAAAUUCCAGUCCAUCGGGGUACAGGUAGAGGACGAGUGGCGAAGCAGCCACUCUCGCAGCAUGUCCUCCAAACAGGACACAGACUCUGACACGCAGGAACCCAAUAACUCUAGCUGUAAAUCAUCUGAGAGAAGCCUCGCUGAGUGCCCCCAACACAACAACUCCGCUGGGGUUGAAGCCACUACCAGGCAACCAGCCAAGCCCUCGCAGAUUAAGAGAAACCUCUCCUAUGGAGAUAACAAUGACCCAGCCCUGGAGCCUUCCUCUCUCCCUCCUCCCGACCCCUGGCUCGAGACGUCCUCCACCUCGCCAUCAGAACCCACGCAGCCAGGAGCCUGCCGGCGGGAUGGGUACUGGUUUCUGAAGCUGCUGCAGGCGGAAACGGAGCGGUUAGAAGGCUGGUGCCGCCAGAUGGACCAGGAGACCAAAGAGAACAAUCUCUCUGAAGAAGUCUUAGGAAAAGUCCUGAGUGCAGUGGGCAGCGCGCAGUUACUAAUGUCACAGAAGUUCCAGCAAUUCCACGGCCUCUGUGAACAGAACUUGAACCCUAAUUCCAAUCCCAGACCCACAGCCCAGGACCUCGCUGGGUUUUGGGACCUCCUGCAGUUGUCCAUUGAAGACAUCAGCAUGAAGUUCGAUGAGCUGUACCACCUGAAAGCUAAUAGCUGGCAAUUGGCAGAGACACCGGAGAGAAAGGAAGAGAAGAAACCACCCCCUCCCGUGCCAAAGAAGCCAGCCAAGUCCAAAUCCCAACUGAACCGGGACAAAGCUUCUGAUUCAGACAAGCAGCGCCAGGAGGCUCGCAAGCGGCUCAUGGCAGCCAAGCGGGCUGCCUCCGUCCGGCAGAACUCAGCCACGGAGAGCGCGGAUAGCAUCGAGAUCUACGUACCCGAGGCACAGACCCGCCUUUGAGCGAAGGGGCAGAGGAAGGAACCACAUGGUUUUUAUAAGUCAUUAAAAAGGAAAAAAAAAAAGGGGUUCUCUCUAAACUAGUGUGAUUUAUUCAGUCUAGAGACAAUGAGCCAUCCUUGAAAAGGGCUCCCGAGUUGGCUUUUUUCUCUCAGCUUUAAGUAAUGAAGAUUUUAAAAAAAAAAAAAAAGAAAAGAAAAAAAAAAAAGAAAAAAAUCCCCCUUGUUUUCGCACUGGCUGUGGUGUUGCGGAACGGACUGGACAGACUCCUGGAAACUCCAGCCCCUCGACUUGGAACUUCAGUCUUUUUACUUGUUCUAUCUAAUGAGAAUUACGAGCUUGUUUACAAGAAGAAGACAAGAAAACAUGAAGCCUCGAGCACUUGCCAUGCUGUGUUCCUCCUCCUCUGUUCUGUUCUUCCUUCUCAUCCUUUAUUUUUUCCUGCCACUCCCUUUAUCCCACCUUUUGCAUGGCUUUGUUUACCGUGUUAGAAAUAACCUCUCUUCCACAGAGCUCCCGAAGAGAACACCUUUCAGUGUGUGCUACCGUCGCACUCUGCUCGCCAGCAGCCUUUCCUGGGGUUUUUUGUUUUCCUUUUCAUGGGGAUGUCACGGCGGGGCGGGGGGAGGGAGGACGGGUGGGUAGGGAAAGGGCAGCAGGUUUGUAUUCCUUGAUUUAUUGAAGUGAGAGGAUGAUGGGGUCUGUGGAAUGUAAUGCAGAGUUGUCAAAACGCAACCCAGAAGCAAAUGUGCAAUAAGCUGGCAAAGGGAGACGGGACGGCGCUUGGAGGCUGCUCCCGAGAGCGGAUCCAGGCGGAGGGCAGCCGAAGGACUGCGGAGCAACGGCAGGCACGAGACACACAUGCUUCACUUUGAUUUUUCUCCUCUUCCCUUUACAAAAUUAUUUUCCUUGAAUUGCUUGUUGAGAAAGAAGCUGCUGCACCGGGGGAACCUGUUUCUGGGGAAGGGGAGCGCUGGAGGAGAGGGUGUUUUGGGGUGGGGGGACCGGGUUUUGUACAAAGAGAAGGGCAGGGGUGGCUGGCGGGAGGCUGCCUGCCUGUACGUAUGUGUACAUAUGCACAUAUACACUUAGUAGUACCUGUACAUUGAAUUCAUACACACGUAUACAUGCCCGUACGCACAGCGCAGACGGUGCAUCUCGCAGCACCUUGGUGAGAAUGGGCAUAUGUAUAGCAUAUAUUUUUACAUGUACUAUAUCUAGAUGUGUGUAAAAGUGUGUGUAAAAAUAUAUACCCUGUGUGUAAUCAGAUGACUAUUUUUUCCUUAUCUCCCUGCUCUCUGGGUAGAGGAAGGAUUGCUAAAUAUUUUUUAGCCCAUUUUCCCCUUUGUAGGUCUCCUUUUCAGUCUGACUUCUCGAAGCCAGAACUUCCACCACCUUUGCCGCCCCCUCCAAACAAGCAUUCGGCCCCAUACUGAGCGAGAAGGCUGGGGAUUUGGGUUUUUUUUCUCUUCUUCACUUGCUUGAACGAGUUGGGAGAUUGUGUGCUACUGUCAGGGGGUGGGGGCAGAAUCCCAAAGAAGUUUCAGCGAGGGUGUUGGUGAUCCAGAAGGCAAAAAAUAAAUAAAAGUGAAAUCCUGACUGACCCC
Molecule: messenger RNA, 5246 nt
Organism: Cuculus canorus (common cuckoo)
Lineage: Eukaryota; Metazoa; Chordata; Aves; Cuculiformes; Cuculidae
Gene: DLGAP4
Product: DLG associated protein 4
Exons: 15
Coding region: 565-3642 (1025 amino acids)
Biological process (GO): signaling
Cellular component (GO): postsynaptic specialization; glutamatergic synapse
Molecular function (GO): molecular adaptor activity
Source: RefSeq, a predicted model, not a curated record